Aspergillus nomiae NRRL 13137 is the source of this 660-nucleotide messenger RNA. RefSeq names its product RNA polymerase II mediator complex subunit MED8 (gene med8). Gene Ontology annotation, cellular component: mediator complex; core mediator complex. The transcript is spliced from 3 exons. Gene Ontology annotation, biological process: regulation of transcription by RNA polymerase II. The coding region runs from base 1 to 660 and encodes 219 amino acids. Lineage: Eukaryota; Fungi; Ascomycota; Eurotiomycetes; Eurotiales; Aspergillaceae. Gene Ontology annotation, molecular function: RNA polymerase II cis-regulatory region sequence-specific DNA binding; transcription coregulator activity. The record is from RefSeq and is a predicted model, not a curated record.
AUGGCCACCCCAACACAUGAACAGCUCAAAACCCUCGAACAAUCCCGCCAGCGAUUGGUGCAGCUCACGCGCUCCCUGGCGUCCCUUAUAGGAAGUCUAAAUCAAAGCGAUCCUCUGCCAUCCUGGUCCUCCCUCCAAUCCCAAGCAAGCAUCAUCUCAAACAACCUCCUCAGUGUCUCCGACCACCUCUCCGACAACCGUGAGCUCCUCACCUCUCUUGUCGCUUACCCGGGCCCCGACUACCCGGGCCGUACGCAGGCCAACACGCUCGAACAGCUUCUGCGGACGAAACUCGACCCCCGCGUCGAGGACUGGGUUGCGCGCGGUCGCAAGGCGGGCGCGUCUGCGCUGGAGGAUAAGUCGGCUGGCGGAGGCGGAGCUGGCGGAGUUGUGGGAUUGGGCACCUGUGGAGGCGAACGAGGAGGCGAGACGCAGGAACUGGGGGUGUUGGAGGAUGAGGGGAGUGAGAGUGAGGAUGAGGAGGAAGGGGAGGAUGAUGAGAUGGAGAUUGUCGGUGUUAGGAGGCAGUCUGCUGGGGCUGGGUUUGAGUUUGAUAUUGCGCCUGCACAGCAUCACCAGCAGAAGUUUGUGGAGCCUGCGGUGCCGUUGGAGGAUAUUUUGAGGUUUAUGACCACUGGAGCGGAGCCUGGGAAGAGGUAA